UGAAUCGUGUAAAAAAAUCAGUGAAACGGUCGCGAUUUGUUUCUACAUUCUUCAAACUAGAAAAACGCUAUUCAAUUGCUAGUGAGUUUAAAUACAUUUAUUUGCAAAUCAUGGAUGAACUAGAACAGCUCGAGCACCUUUCGUUGGUGUCUAAAAUUUGCACCGAAUUGGAAAAUCAUCUUGGUUUGAAUGAUAAAGAUUUAGCCGAAUUCAUCAUCGACUUGGCCGAUAAAAACCCUUCGCUGGAUGCUUUCAAGCGAGUGCUGGGAGAAAAUGGAGCGGAGUUUUCUGACUCGUUCACAGCCAACCUAUUGCGAAUCAUUCAAUUGAUGAAACCACCGACUCAUGGAAAAGGUGGGGACAACGUUUCUGCGUUCGAGGAAGACGAUCGCACGGGUGGCUUAGCUUUGAAGUUUCCAGGACUGGCGAUACCGAACGCAAAACCAGGCUAUGAAGAUGAUGAGUAUGAGGAUCACAAGAAGAGCAAACCUAAUGUGGUAGAUGACAUGUUUGCUGAGUUGGAGAGUAUGGCACCAACAUCUUCAAAAGUGGAGAGUAGCAAGACUCGUGAGCAACAGGAGGUGGAGAAUAUGUUUGCAGAGCUGGAAAGUCUAGAACCAACACCGUCAGCCUCUACAAAAAAGAAGGAAAGUGUGGAGAAGAAACGAGAUCGGCGAAGCAGAUCUCGGGACAGAAAGAGAAGCCGAUCUAGGGAUCGUAAGAGGAGUAAAUCUAGAGAUAGGCGUAGAAGCAGAUCUAGGGACCGCGAUCGUAGGAGAAGGUCGAGAUCGCGGCACCGAUCAAGAUCGCGUGACAAGGAACAAAGACGGAGAAGUAGAUCGAGGAGUAGAGAUCGUGAUCGUCGUUCGAGACGGAGUCGUAGCAGAUCCAAGGAUCGCCACAGAAGACAGCGAAGCAGAUCAAGAGAGUUUGAACGACGUAAGCGCACACCACCAGUUCAAAUGCCUGAAGAGCCAGAACCGGGGAAGAUUUAUGACGGGCGAGUUGUAAAUAUAGUUGCUUUUGGUUGUUUUGUGCAGCUAAUGGGUUUUCGGAAGAAGAAAGAAGGCUUAGUUCAUAUUUCACAGCUAUCGUCGGAGGGUAGAGUGGGCAGCGUAACAGAUGUGACAAAUCGAGGAGACAACGUGAAGAUUAAGGUUAUUUCUAUCGCUGGAAGCAAGAUAUCACUCAGUAUGAAAGAUGUCGAUCAAGCCUCUGGAAGAGAUCUCAAUCCACUGUCGCACGCUCAUCUCCAGGAGAGUAGUGACCUUGCGAACAGAAACCCGGACCGACCGAUGCAUGUUCCGUCUAUGCUUAAUUUUCAAGACAACGGAGAUGCAAUGGAAGAAACUUCACGUAAAAAAGUCACACGCAUUUCCAGUCCGGAGCGUUGGGAAAUAAAGCAAAUGAUCUCGUCGGGUGUAAUUGAUCGUAGUGAAAUGCCCGAUUUCGACGAAGAAACCGGUUUGCUGCCAAAGGAUGAGGAUAGUGAGGCAGAUAUUGAAAUUGAAAUAGUCGAAGACGAACCACCCUUUCUGCAAGGGCAUGGCCGAGCGCUUCAUGAUUUGUCACCGGUUAGAAUAGUAAAAAAUCCUGACGGUUCCCUGGCACAAGCAGCUAUGAUGCAAUCGGCCCUAGCGAAGGAACGACGUGAACAGAAGAUGCUUCAACGGGAGCAGGAAAUGGAUGCGGUGCCAACUAAUAUGAGUAAAAAUUGGAUCGAUCCACUGCCAGAGGAGGAUGCGCAAUCACAUGCAUCCAAUACGCGAGGCGUUGGAAUGACCAUGCAGGAUGUUCCAGAGUGGAAGAAAGCUAUUAUAGGUGGAAAGAAAUCUUCGUAUGGUAAAAAGACUGACAUGAGUCUGGUUGAGCAACGUCAGUCGCUUCCGAUCUACAAACUUAGGGACGACCUAAUCAAAGCCGUCACGGAAAAUCAAAUUCUGAUAGUUAUCGGUGAAACUGGUUCUGGAAAGACGACCCAAAUUACCCAAUAUCUAGCUGAGUGUGGAUUCGUGGCGAGGGGUAAAAUUGGUUGUACGCAACCGCGCCGAGUUGCUGCCAUGUCCGUCGCAAAACGAGUCGCCGAAGAGUAUGGUUGUAGACUGGGGCAAGAGGUUGGCUACACGAUUCGUUUCGAGGAUUGCACCAGCCAGGAAACCGUCAUCAAAUACAUGACGGACGGUAUGUUGCUACGAGAAUGUUUGGUGGAUUUCGAUUUGAAAUCGUACUCGGUUAUUAUGUUGGACGAAGCGCACGAGCGGACCAUCCAUACGGAUGUCCUGUUCGGUCUCCUGAAGCAAGCAGUGCAGAAGCGACCGGAGUUGAAGCUAAUCGUGACAUCGGCAACACUGGAUGCAGUUAAAUUUUCGCAGUAUUUUUUCGAGGCUCCCAUUUUCACCAUACCCGGCCGGACCUUUCCGGUGGAGAUUCUGUACACGAAAGAACCCGAAACGGAUUAUUUGGAUGCUUCUUUAAUCACGGUUAUGCAAAUACAUCUACGUGAACCACCUGGCGACGUUUUGCUUUUCCUCACUGGACAAGAGGAGAUCGAUACCGCGUGCGAAAUUCUGUACGAAAGGAUGAAAUCGCUUGGUCCGGACGUUCCAGAGCUGAUCAUUCUUCCGGUGUAUUCCGCCCUUCCAUCCGAAAUGCAAACGAGAAUUUUCGAUCCUGCUCCUCCGGGUAGUCGGAAAGUUGUCAUCGCUACCAACAUUGCCGAAACGUCGCUGACUAUUGACGGAAUUUACUACGUCGUCGACCCGGGAUUCGUGAAGCAAAAAGUGUACAAUUCCAAAACAGGAAUGGAUUCUCUGGUGGUAACUCCGAUUUCGCAGGCCGCCGCCAAACAGAGAGCUGGUCGCGCUGGUCGAACAGGUCCGGGGAAAGCUUAUCGGUUGUACACCGAACGAGCCUACCGAGACGAAAUGUUACCAACACCGGUCCCAGAAAUCCAACGUACAAAUUUGGCCACAACGGUACUGCAGCUCAAAACGAUGGGAAUCAAUGAUUUAUUACACUUUGAUUUCAUGGAUGCCCCACCGGUUGAGUCAUUGGUAAUGGCUCUGGAACAGCUUCACUCCUUAUCGGCACUAGAUAAUGAAGGUCUGCUGACACGACUGGGUCGUCGAAUGGCAGAGUUUCCUCUGGAACCGAAUCUGUCUAAAAUGCUCAUCAUGUCGGUUGCUCUGCAAUGCUCCGACGAAAUUUUGACUAUUGUAUCAAUGCUAUCUGUCCAAAACGUUUUCUACAGACCGAAGGAUAAGCAAGCGCUAGCUGACCAGAAAAAGGCCAAGUUCAAUCAGAUCGAGGGCGAUCACCUUACACUGCUAGCUGUAUACAACAGUUGGAAGAAUAAUAAGUUUUCCAAUGCGUGGUGCUAUGAGAACUUUGUGCAAAUAAGAACUUUGAAACGGGCGCAAGACGUUCGGAAGCAAUUGUUAGGUAUCAUGGAUAGGCAUAAAUUGGACGUAGUAUCAGCAGCUAAGAACACAGUCCGAGUACAGAAGACGAUUUGUUCCGGUUUCUUCCGGAAUGCAGCCAAGAAAGAUCCGCAGGAAGGAUAUAGAACGCUAGUUGAUUCACAGGUAGUUUACAUCCAUCCCUCUAGUGCACUGUUCAACCGGCAGCCGGAAUGGGUCGUUUACCACGAGCUGGUCCAAACCACGAAAGAAUACAUGCGGGAAGUGACAACUAUCGAUCCGAAAUGGUUAGUAGAAUUUGCUCCGGCGUUCUUCCGGUUCUCAGAUCCUACGAAGCUGAGCAAGUUCAAGAAAAAUCAACGAUUGGAACCACUCUACAACAAGUACGAAGAACCGAACGCGUGGCGAAUCAGUCGAACUCGAAGAAGACGAAACUAAUCAGACUAUACGUAUAUUAUUGUUUAUUGGCGCUACGUUUACGAUCUGUAAACAAGCAAAUACAGCUGAGUGCUCCGCA
Molecule: messenger RNA, 3936 nt
Organism: Topomyia yanbarensis
Lineage: Eukaryota; Metazoa; Arthropoda; Insecta; Diptera; Culicidae
Gene: pea
Product: ATP-dependent RNA helicase DHX8
Exons: 4
Coding region: 111-3857 (1248 amino acids)
Biological process (GO): mRNA splicing, via spliceosome; spliceosomal complex disassembly
Cellular component (GO): catalytic step 2 spliceosome; intracellular anatomical structure
Molecular function (GO): RNA binding; ATP binding; RNA helicase activity
Source: RefSeq, a predicted model, not a curated record